AAGCGCUCCGUCUCCACGAGCGCGGACUUGACCGCGUCGGAAAGUGGACGUCCCCGUGGCGGCGAGCACAUGCACGGAUCCGGGAGCGGCGCACACUCAUCCCGGCCAUCUGGAGGCGGAGGACGACGCGGGACGGAGGGCGACAACGCAGCCAAGGCCACGCCACACAUCCUUCAGCCGUAUCCUGAUGAAGGUUGUUGCUUUGCCUGACGAGCGCCUUUCCUCUCGGUCUCCUCAUUUGACAGAUGGCGUCAGGCAAAGAUUCGGGUCCGGGCCGAGAGGAGAGGGACGCGGCCGACCAGAACUUCGACUACAUGUUCAAGCUGCUGAUCAUCGGCAACAGCAGCGUGGGGAAGACGUCCUUACUGUUCCGCUACACGGACGACUCGUUCACCUCGGCCUUUGUCAGCACGGUGGGCAUCGACUUUAAAGUCAAGACCAUCUACAGGAACGACAAGCGCAUCAAGCUACAGAUCUGGGACACAGCGGGUCAGGAGCGCUACCGCACCAUUACCACAGCUUACUACAGAGGAGCGAUGGGCUUCCUCCUCAUAUAUGACAUCACAAGCCAGGAGUCCUUCGUGGCAGUACAAGACUGGGGAACGCAAAUCAAGACAUACUCGUGGGACAACGCCCAGGUGGUGCUGGUUGGUAAUAAGUUGGACUUGGAGGAAGACAGGCAGGUCACCACUGAAGAUGCUCAGAGACUUGCUACAGAGCUAGGCUUCCAGUUCUUCGAGGCCAGCGCCAAAGAAUGCAUCAACGUCAAGCAGGUUUUUGACAAGCUGGUGGACGUCAUUUGCGACAAGCUGAACGAGAGCGUCAACACUGACGCCUCCCCGUCGGCCAAUCACAAGGGAGCCGGACUGAAGGACACGCCCCGCGGCAUCCAGGGCGGCUGUGCAUGCUGAUGGCGACCACGCACGCACACACGCAGGCAUACACAAUAGUGUGCUUGUCGACCCAUCCUUCCUCAGUCGGGCCUGAUUUAAACGUGACUGUUACACUGCAACGCCAAAGACCUACUCUGAGAACAUGUGCCUUUGACCUUGCUACUUUAUUAUUUGUCACCUUUGUGUGUGUGUGUGUGUGUGUGUGUGUGUGUGUGUGUGGGGAGCAGGCACCUGUUGCAGGCAAACACUUGGAACAAACCUGAGCAGUGAGGAUCACAGUACUGUACUUGUGUCAUGCUUCCCCCUUGUGGCUGCGUUAGGAAGUUGCAUAACUGUGAUGUUAAGGUACUUGGGGCGCCAUUGCUGAUGAUGUAAUUGUUUAAAUGUUUUGUUUUUCUACAAUCAUUUGGCAAGACUUUCUUUUGCCAUGUUUUUUUUUUUUUUUUUCAAAAUUGGGGAAUUUAAAGGGUGCUUCGCAGCAUGUCUGAUGCUAUAUUUUGGAAUAAAAUAAUAUCUGAUUGCAAAA
This is a messenger RNA of Phyllopteryx taeniolatus (common seadragon), 1419 nucleotides long. RefSeq names its product GTP-binding protein Rab-3D-like. Gene Ontology annotation, cellular component: endosome; synaptic vesicle; plasma membrane. The record is from RefSeq and is a predicted model, not a curated record. NCBI's taxonomy places the organism in Eukaryota, Metazoa, Chordata, Actinopteri, Syngnathiformes, Syngnathidae. The coding region runs from base 246 to 911 and encodes 221 amino acids. Gene Ontology annotation, molecular function: GTPase activity; GTP binding. The transcript has 5 exons. Gene Ontology annotation, biological process: regulation of exocytosis; protein secretion; protein localization to plasma membrane.